Molecule: messenger RNA, 2637 nt
Organism: Thelazia callipaeda (thelaziosis nematode)
Lineage: Eukaryota; Metazoa; Nematoda; Chromadorea; Rhabditida; Thelaziidae
Source: the annotation of a GenBank genome assembly
AUGGAAGCUGGGGAAGGAAGCAUGAAGCCUUCUAGCAGCAGUCAUGAUUUACCGAAUCCUAUCAAAAAGAAGGUAGAAUCAUUGGUUUCUCAAAAAUUACAUGCUGAUCAGGAUUUUUUGAAAAUGGUUGAUUAUGUGGCACCAAUGGUCGAUGAAAUUGAUAUUCAUGUGGAACGGCGGUUACAGCAUCAAUUAGAGGAACGUAAAAUUAAAGCAAACAGGGAUUAUUUGCAGGCUUUCGGAGAGGUUAAUGAUAGGGUGCAAAAUUUUGCUGCAAAGGUGCGACAACUGAACAGUAUUUGUCAGGAUAUGACUAACAGAAUUCAGUCAAAUAAAGCAAAAACUCAAGAUUUGUUGGCGAAAACUGCUUCUCUUCAAAAUGAAAAGCUAACACUAGAAAAGGAACAGUCAGCAAUUAAUGAUUUCCUGACUCGUUAUACACUAACAUCUGAUGAAGAAGCAGCUCUAAAGGGCUCUGAAGCUGAUGGCACAGUUGAUACGAAAUUUUUUGCUGCCUUGCAGCGCGUAAAACAUAUCCAUAAUGAUAGCAAAAAUCUUCUUCGAUCUUCCGGAGAACAUCUUGCAGCAUUAGAGAUAAUGGAACAAAUGGCAAGUAAGCUGGAACAAGCAUAUGAAGUCCUCUACCGUUCCAUUCAGCGGGAGUGUCGCGUGCUCAACGUGGAGUUUUUGGAACUAAAAGGUGUUUUGAUGCAAUCUAUCGCAGCUCUUCAAGACCGAGAAGUCCUUUUCAAAUACGCAUUGGAUGAAUAUGUCACAGCACGUAGAAAUCAUUUAGUUCGUGCAUAUAUUGAUGCUUUGACCCGAGGAGGUGUUGGUGGUACGCCCAAACCAAUUGAAUUGGUAUCUCAUGAUCCUUUAAGAUAUAUUGGUGAUAUGCUUGCAUGGAUUCAUCAGGCUAUGGCUACAGAGAAAGAGCUUUUGCAAACAUUGCUGAAAUUAUGCAGUGCAGAUGUUUUAAAAGAAAACGGCGUUGUUGUAACGAGCCAAAUUUCUGAAGCACUUUGUCGACCAUUCAAAAUACGUGUUGAGCAGGCUCUUACGACAGAAACAAACUGUGUUGUUCUGUAUCGACUAUCUUGCCUUUUCACUUUUUACUUAGAAACAAUGGCUUCAUCAUUGUGUCCGGAUGCGAUGUUACUUCAAACAUUCACAGAGCUUAAAGAAUUGACACUAAAUUUGUUUUUCAGUGCAUUGCAUUCUGCGAUUCAAAAGCUUCUCGUGAAAAUGGGAACGCCAGAUUAUGAUUUGCUUCCUGUAUCUGUAGUUCACCAAGUACUGCUGCUACUUAAAGAAGUGCUAGAGUCUCAUGACGGUGCUGUUGCUAAUGUAGCUGACAAAAAAGAAAAUUUCGAAAAAAUUUUCUCGAUCGUAUUAGAUCCCUUAAAUCAAGCAGUGCAGUUGUCUGCUUCAGAACUUCAUGCACCUGUUGAUGUUGCUGUUUACACUCUUAACUGUCUGUCAGCUAUUAACAGUUGUAUUUUACUAUAUCAUUUUACAGAUGCUCGCCUUGAAAUGAUUAAAGCCCAGGUAACAAAAAAUGUGCAGCUAAAUUAUGAGGAUGGAAAAAUCAGCGGAAUGGAGUCAUCACGAAUAUCAAGUGCACUAAUUUUGUUUGAUUCCUUCCUAGCAAAUCCGGACCAUUACAAAAUAGAUCAGUCUGUAAAAUUAUCAUCCGUGAGACUAAGGGAUUUGGUACGAGAGCGGACAACCGAAAAUAUAGUGGCAGCCUAUAGAAUAAUUUAUGAUAAAGUUAUCGACUCCAACAACGGAUACUCGCAAUUGUCGAUUAAAAAUGUGGAGCAGGUUGUUGAUGUAGUAAGUGGGAAUAAAACUCGUUUUACAAUUCAUUUGGAAAAUAUCUCUCACAUAAUAAUGUCAAUUACUUCAGUAAUGUUCUCACGUCGUCGUAUUCAAAGACACGGAAAUGAGUUUGUCUACUUCUUAAUUUAUCGCCUUUUCACUACACCUGAAAUUCCACCUGUUACUUUAACUGCUAUAAUAUUCCAGACGGCAGUUUUUCUUGAUUUUAUACCGUUUCUGGGCUCUGACAGGAUAAGAGAAAUGUGCCUCAUGCCUUCUCAUAUACUAUAUAGAUCAGAAUGGUUGAGAAUGAUAGCAUCUCCAUUUAUGCAUGCCUCUGAUAUGCAUCUUUUCUUCAAUAUGAUUUCAUUACUAUGGAAGGGGAAACGACUAGAGCCCCUGUUAGGUUCGAGUCGUUUUCUUUUUCUACUUGCAGUAUUCACCAUUUUUACAAGUGGAACGAUGGUUGGCUUAAGUUAUUUGGCCGAUGAAUUAAUGGUUUUGAAUGACUCAGAUUUUAUGAGUAAUUGUGCCAUCGGUUUUUCUGGAGUAAUUUUUGCUUUAAAAGUAUUGCAUACGACAUACUUUCCCCAUUCGGACCAAAUCUUAUUUCAAUGGUUUAUAAUACCUUCAAAGUAUGCUUGUUGGAUAGAGCUCUUUCUUAUAAAGCUUUAUGUUCCCAAUUCAUCCUUUAUUGGUCAUCUGUCGGGCAUUCUUGUUGGAUUGGCAUACACAAUGGGCCCACUAAAAAUGCUCGUUGAUUUCUUAGAAAGCGUUAUUCCUCUUCAAUUUGGUCAGUUUGAUUUGUCAGUUUGA